Zerene cesonia (dogface butterfly) is the source of this 564-nucleotide messenger RNA. Its product is annotated as protein KRTCAP2 homolog. The record is from RefSeq and is a predicted model, not a curated record. The transcript has 4 exons. The coding region runs from base 156 to 551 and encodes 131 amino acids. Lineage: Eukaryota; Metazoa; Arthropoda; Insecta; Lepidoptera; Pieridae.
UUAGAUUCUGUGGUUUUCCUUCAAAGCUCAAACUUUUAAGUCAAAAGAGCGUGUCAAUUAGAAAAGCAAAAUAAUAGCCGGCGUUAUACUACUCUUGAAAAUAUUAUCUCUGUAAUAAACAUAAUCCUAUUAUUGCUGAAAUAAAUUAUUAAAAAAUGGCUGUUAACAGUGCCACGUCCUUUGUGUUAUCAUCGAUAUUAACACUUUUAAUAUUUUCUGGAAUGCAAAUGUACAAACCCAUUUUGGUCAAGUCUCCAAUUACGAUUAUAUUUGGAGGUUAUCUUGGUUCUUUGAUGUUUAUGUUCUUCGUAACCGCAGUUGGUAAUUUAGAGGCUACAUUGUUCGGAAAAAACUUUCAAUUGAAAUUACCAGAGAUUAUUUUGUCAAUGGCUAUAUCUUUAAUAGCAGCAGGAAUGGUUCACCGAAUUUGUUUCACGACUUGUUUGAUUUUUUCUCUCAUGACUAUUUAUUACAUGAAUAAGUUAUCACAGAAGACCUAUGCAACAGCAGUUCAACCUCCUGUACAAGCUAAAAGCCGCCGUCAUAAAUAAUUUGUACCUUACA